GGCGGAAGCUUUCCAGUAUGGCGGCCGAGGCAGAUGGGAUGCUCAAACGGGUGCUGGUGCCGCUUCUUUUACCUGAGAAAUGCUACGACCAAAUUUUUGUCCAGUGGGACUUGCUUCACGUCCCCUGCCUCAAGAUUCUCCUCAGCAAAGUCCUGGGGCUGGGCGUUGUGGCUGGGUCACUUCUGGUAAAACUGCCUCAGGUGUUUAAAAUCCUGGGAGCCAAGAGCGCAGAAGGGUUGAGUCUCCAGUCAGUAAUGCUGGAGCUAGUGGCAUUGACUGGGACCAUGGUCUACAGCAUCACCAACAACUUCCCCUUCAGCUCUUGGGGUGAAGCCCUGUUCCUGAUGCUCCAGACCAUCACCAUCUGCUUCCUGAUCCUGCAUUACAGAGGACAGACUGUGAAAGGUGUUGCUUUCCUGGCCUGCUACGCCCUGGUGCUGCUGGUGCUGCUUUCACCACUGACACCCCUAGCUGUAGUCACCCUACUGCAAGCCUCCAACGUGCCUGCUGUGGUGAUGGGAAAGCUGCUCCAGGCAGCCACCAACUACCACAACGGGCACACAGGCCAGCUCUCAGCUGUCACAGUCUUUCUGCUCUUUGGGGGCUCCCUGGCCCGAAUCUUCACCUCCAUUCAGGAAACGGGAGACCCCCUCAUGGCUGGAACCUUUGUGGUCUCUACCCUCUUCAACGGCCUCAUCGCUGCCCAGCUCCUCUAUUACUGGAAUGCAAAGGCUCCCCACAAGAAGAAAAAGGAGUAGGGCUGAGCUGGCUACCAGAGUCCAUUCCCUCUUUCUAUUCAUCCACCCAACCUCAGGGUCCUUCCCAUCUGAACCAGUGUGCUGGCGUGACUUUAAUCAUUCCCCAUUCUUCUGCCAAUUAUAACUUCUUGGACCAGGGUUUGU
Ceratotherium simum simum (southern white rhinoceros) is the source of this 902-nucleotide messenger RNA. RefSeq names its product mannose-P-dolichol utilization defect 1 (gene MPDU1). The record is from RefSeq and is a predicted model, not a curated record. NCBI's taxonomy places the organism in Eukaryota, Metazoa, Chordata, Mammalia, Perissodactyla, Rhinocerotidae. Gene Ontology annotation, biological process: oligosaccharide biosynthetic process.